Molecule: messenger RNA, 1417 nt
Organism: Cydia pomonella (codling moth)
Lineage: Eukaryota; Metazoa; Arthropoda; Insecta; Lepidoptera; Tortricidae
Gene: CPR129
Product: cuticle protein 8-like
Exons: 5
Coding region: 84-503 (139 amino acids)
Cellular component (GO): extracellular matrix
Source: RefSeq, a predicted model, not a curated record
GUGUGGUGGGGCUUUAUAUUUAUAAGCGAGCGGCGAUCGGGCCCGCCGCCCGGUGUGCAGCUUUUAGCUAGUGCGGAGAGAACAUGUGGGUACUCGUGCUACUAGCGUGCGUGAGCGCCGGCUGGGCGGCGCCACAGUACGCCUUGCCGGGCGCAGUGUACGGGCAUGCCGGGCUCGUGCACGCUCCCGUUGUCCACGCACCCGUCGUCCAUGCCGAACCUGUGGCUUAUCCAAAGUACGCGUUUAACUACGGCGUAAAAGACCCACACACCGGCGACAUAAAGUCGCAGCAAGAGGAGAGAGACGGCGACGUCGUUAAAGGUAGCUACUCAUUAGUGGAGCCUGAUGGGUCGACGCGAACCGUGGCGUACUCGGCAGACGACCACAACGGAUUCAAUGCGGUUGUACACAAGACCGGCCACGCCGUGCAUCCCGCGCCAAUAGCAGUAGCUCCACACUACGCUGCGCCGGCGCUCGCCAUAUCACCAUACGGACUACACUAACGCGACUACGAAUGUUACGGCUCGCAUAGCAUAAAGUCGGAAAAUUAAUUCAUUUUAGUACACGUUACCGAUUUUUUCGAGCGAGAUAAUCACCGGUAAAGUGUUCUAUAAACUUUAUUCCCUUAUUCAGGUGAGUUAGCAUAUGCUCUGUAAUGUAAGUGCACUUUUUGGUAUUUAGACAAUUAAUUAAAUAUAUUCAUUAACUCUCAAGGUUAUGACAAUUUGUAUAGAUGCGUUGUUUUGUUUUGGAUCUUUAUAGAUUUAAAAAUAUAUAUGUGGGAUAAAGAAAAUGAUUAAGUAGGACCUUAUUUGUGACGUUCCACGGGUAAAGAUACCUUAUGGAGGUCGGCGCUAACUUCGCGUAUACCGCAUUAGUAUUGGAGCCUAAGCGGCAACCGCCAAGGGCACCUUGUGAAACGCUACUUUUACGGUUAGCAAAACAAAAGACACGAAAAAGUUUCCGUGGUAGGAUUAAAUAAGACUUAAUAUAUUCGUGGAACACACAGGGUUAUGUAUAAGUACUUGAUAAGAAAAACUAAAAUAUUAUUGUAGUUUUGAAAAUAUAUGAUAUUGCGAAGAGUUUUAGGAUUUGCUACUGUGUGUUACCAAUUAAAUAACAGCAUCUGGAGUACAAUUUAUUAAUGUCUUAUUUUGAGGUUUAAUAUACAUAAUGGUUGUUUAUUUAGUUAGUAUUUAUGAGCUUCAUGUAAACCAUAACGAUGUUUAUUCUAUAUUCCUCAGUAUCAUUACUCGAUUCGUUGCUUCUUCAAAUUACCUAUUGAUCUCAGAUACUAUUUUAUUUAUCUGAUUUAUGUUUUUAGUUUAUCGAACUCUAUUUUUUGUAUAAACUAUUUUAUGAAUGUUUAUUUUUGAACUCGACGACAAUAUUUUUUAAUAAAUUACUUUUUUUUAUA